AAUGUCUCAGUAAUGUCAGUAGAGAUAAUUGUUUUCAGGUAAUUGAAACACGACCGGAAUGUAAACAUACCAAAGACUAAUUAGUACAUAAACCAAAGUCGGAUUAAAUUGUGCGCUUCCUAAAAGAACUCAAUUGUGUCUACUCAGCCCUCUGAUCAAAAUGAUACCAGACAUAUUGUUGUUCAUCAUAAUACUCAUUCUAACUGGAUCCUUGCUCUUCCUACUAGUUUACUUCGUAAUUCUUUUGACCGACGUUGAGAGCGAUUAUCUGAAUGCGAAUCAGUGCUGCAACACCCUGAACUUUUGGGUUAUUCCCAAAGUUACGAUGCAUACGUUUGUUGCACUCAUGCUGCUAUUAACUGGUCAUUGGUGGCUGCUUUUGUGUAAUCUUCCUCCGGUUAUCUGGCAAAUACGAGAGAUAUACCGAAUGCCAAGGGGUAACAUUGGUCUGUACGAUCCGACGGAAAUUCACAACCGGGGAAUGGUGAAAAUUCACAUGCGAAACUGUUUGAUAUUCAUGGUGUUCUACCUGAUUAUGUUCUUCAUUUACUUGUACUGCAUGAUACAUGCAAUGCUGGAAGGUGAUCCGAUUCGUCGACACGAGGAUGAAGAAAUCAUAACGGAAUUCUGAGAUUUGCAUCAGUAAAGUCUUACUUAGUUGUUCUUAUACCAGCGUACGUUUGACUGAUAAUAAGUUUGACUUUACUGUGACUGUGUCACCGCACAUUUUACGUUUUCGAUGGAUCGUUCAUCGAAGAACGGACUGUGGUUUUGGUUCAUAAAAUAGCAUAUUGAUUUGGCGUGUACCCGAAAACCCACCAUAUUAUCCGUUAAUAUAAGAAAAAAUCGAAAAACUUUUAAUUUACUUGCCGGGCGUUGUAAUUUUGUUAAUAAAUCGGAUUUUUUGUGCAUGAA
Molecule: messenger RNA, 915 nt
Organism: Bradysia coprophila
Lineage: Eukaryota; Metazoa; Arthropoda; Insecta; Diptera; Sciaridae
Gene: cnir
Product: cornichon-like protein
Biological process (GO): vesicle-mediated transport
Source: RefSeq, a predicted model, not a curated record